AUGUUCCCCGAAAUUCUGUCUAACUCUUUUGGAAGUGCACCUCUUUUGAGUAUGCAAGGUUCGAGCGCGUUUUUUGCCCCUAAUGCACCCAAUGACUCUCAUUUUUCAGCACCCAAGGACUCCGGUACUUCGACACUUAGUGACUCGCAUCCUUUGAUGUUCAACACCUCUCGUACUUCGAUGUUUGUCAAUUUGGAUGAUGUUCAUGCACCUAAUGCAUCUGUUGAACCUCGAACUUCAAACAUUGACUUUUUGGUUGAGUCAAGUCCAUUUGUUGAGCCCCAGACUUCGAAUGUCGAAUUUUCGGUUGAGUCAAGUGCAUCUCUCAAGACUCGAUCUUCAUCAAGUGAAUGUUCCUUUGUCAAGCAAGAGUCUUCAAAUGAUUCUCAUAUGUUGAAAGCCCCUAAUCACACUACUAUCCCUAAUAUUCCUGAAUGUCCAACAGCACCAAACUUUGCACUUGAUUUAGCACAUGCAUAUGGUUUGAGCUAUGUGUCUUCAGGACCUUUGACCUGUGCAUUGCAGACAGGCCAUUCUAGUGUGGUUUCUGAGAGUACUAUGACUCCUACCCCACCUCCUAUGUCUUCCUCCUUAGUUACACCUCCUGUACUCAAGCCAUGUCAACCAAUUUGUAUUGGCUCUAACAAGCCCACUAUUAAUCCUCGGGCUAGUGUGCCAUGCAAAACAACUUGUGUACAGGAAGAUGUGUUAACUACAGACCAGUCCUUUGAAGAGGAAUUCACUAAACCCUAUGGGUUAUCAUCAUCCUCACAAUCUACGAGCUAUAAUCCACCUAUCCCCCAAGUCAAUGACAACUCUUAUGUUCCUUUAACACCAGUACCUACCCCAGCACUUACCCCUAUCCAAACUGAAGGCCCUUCUUUGCCUAUGGAUCAAGAUGAUGACUACAUUACUACACCUCCCUAUGCUUCACCCUAUGCUUCACCCUAUGCUACACCUCCCUACAUUCCAUAUUCACCUCCUUCACCUCCAGAAACUCAUAGCUCAUCUCGUAUUAUGAGAGAGCUUUAUAAUGAUAUGGAGCCUAAUGGCAAUACUCUGUCACCUGAAUACUAUGUUCCUCCACCUCAUAGACCAUCUGGAGACCCUUGUAUCCUUGCCACUACCUCUGAUGGUCACACUCCUGGUUCCAAUACUCCUCCUCCUUCUUAUAUAUCCUCAUUCUUCAAUAUUGAAGAUCCUUCUACAACAACUCUACCAUCCCCUGAUAAAUAUCAGAUGCUUGAGGACUACCUAGUCACCAACUUACCUACUCUAUCUGACACUCAUACCCCAACUAUUGAGCACUGUGCUGAAGCUUUUGUGCAAUUUGCAAAUGCACAAAACGAAUUAUGUGCUCAUGAUUGGGACUGUCUUACUGUGGCUAGAUGUACUUAUCCUAGUGAGCAAGGGGACUAUCUUGAUCAUGCCUCACCAGAACCUUGGUCUAACUGUGACUGGACUGAGCGUGUUGAUGAACUUAUUCAGCAUCGAGCUCAGGCCUUAGGGCUUCUUGCUCUGCUGGAAGAUCUUUUGCCAUCACGUAUUCUUGCAGAGGCUCAUCAUGAGCCUUGUGUACUCAACUGUGAUAGAGAAGUGCACAUUGGGAUGAGAAUUGAUGAGUCCUGUUAUCAUGGUCAUUUUAAUCUCAUCAAUCCCUUCUUUACCACUGACAACACUAUGUUCUUAACUGCUCUAUGUGCUGUACUUGCCUUCCACCAUGAGGCCCACCUUGCUGACUCCAUUGAAACUGCUCUCAUCAUGUCUUUCCCUGAUUCCAACAUUGUCUACCCCCCUCACCCAGACUGGCUUACUUGA
Molecule: messenger RNA, 1818 nt
Organism: Suillus subalutaceus
Lineage: Eukaryota; Fungi; Basidiomycota; Agaricomycetes; Boletales; Suillaceae
Exons: 4
Coding region: 1-1818 (605 amino acids)
Source: RefSeq, a predicted model, not a curated record